Messenger RNA from Ananas comosus (pineapple), 1644 nucleotides. Its product is annotated as protein MARD1-like. NCBI's taxonomy places the organism in Eukaryota, Viridiplantae, Streptophyta, Magnoliopsida, Poales, Bromeliaceae. The coding region runs from base 859 to 1338 and encodes 159 amino acids. The record is from RefSeq and is a predicted model, not a curated record. The transcript has 3 exons.
CCCCUUGGUUUCCAAAACCAGUACUACUACUACACCAACUCCCACAACCCAUUUUUCAUAGUGGGGUGAGUGAGGUAGAGGAGGGGGAAACUAAUUUAAAGGAGCAAUUUUUAUUUGAUUUUUGAUCUCAAAAUGUGAUUUUUUUUUUCCAUCUAAUUUUGGGUGUUUCCUUCAGAAAAAAAAAAUCCGAUUUUGGUGUCUCUUUUUGAUUGAUUUGGGUGGGGGUUUUGCAUGUGGAAUUUUUAUGGAAAAAACCCAUGUUGGAAAACUGAGAUUGGUAGUAUUCAGAUGCUCUUUUCUCUUCUUUUUUUUUGUGGUUCUAAUUCAUGAACAUUUUGAGGUAUUAUAAUACCCUCUUCUUUUCUUUUCCCCCUAAAAAAACAAUUUUGGGUUGUGUGUAGUGUCCCCCCCCCCCUCUUUUUGAGGUGCUUUGUGUUCCCUUUAAAGGGUUUUUUUUUUUUUUUCUUUUUUUUUUGGGGGUGCUUGAGGAAGGAAAUAGUGAAGCUUACAGGUCUCAAAAGCCCAAAUCUUUCUCUGACACUACUAUUACUAUCAUCAUUAUUAUGUUGAGGAAGAGAUCAAGAGCAGUAGGAGGGAGCAGCAGCAGCAGCAGCAGCAGCAGCAAACAAGGCAUAGUAAUGUCAGAACCCCUCCCUCUAAACCAAGAAAAAUUCAAGCCCAACAAGCUCAAUCCCUCUUCUCUCAGACCCCAAAACCACCCCAAACCCCCCCAAGAUCACUCCUUUAUUGGAGCCCACAUCCAAGGGCCUUGUUGAUGCACUCACCACUAGUGAUGAUGAUCACAACUUCCCCCCACACCAUUCCCCCAUCUCCUCCCAUGAGGCUAGGAGGAGGAGGAUGGUCCUCUUCGGAUCGAAGCUCAAGAUCCAAAUCCCCUCCCCGAACCCUCCGACCCCGUCCCCGCGAUCCCCGAUCGAGUUCGGCUUCAAGAACAAGGACUCACAGCUGGCCCUGCUGUCCCCUGCCCAGAGGGCCCUCCGCGGCGCCGCCUCCGCCAGGCUCGUCGCCGCCAACUUGGUCGUGAGCGAUUUGGAGCUCUCCGAGGACUACACCUGCGUGAUCUCGCACGGCCCGAACCCCAAGACCACCCACAUCUUCGAUAACUGCAUCAUCGAGAGCCGCUGCUGCGGCUACACGAAUGAGAGCGAUCUCGCGGGGAGCCGCGGCGGCGGCGGCGGCGGUCUCUUGAGCUCUUGCCAUGCAUGCAACAAGAGGCUUGGGCAAGGGGAUGAGAUUUUCAUGUAUAGAGGCGAAAAGGCUUUUUGCAGCAGCGAGUGCCGCCACCAGGAAAUGAUCUUGGACGAAGCGAUGGACUAAGCAGCAGAAGGAAGUUGCUUCGUCGCAACGCGCUUCUGCUUCUCCUCCCCCUCCCCUUUUGCUGUAAAUUCGAGUGGGUUCAUAUUAUGGCCUUAGAUCCAAAUGGUUGGAAUAGAGAUUUCGAACAUCGGUUCGGAUUAUUAUUCGCAAAUUUUGCUGGUGAGUUAAAUAGUGAGGGUGCUGAGAUGAAAUGUUAUUGAAACCUGGAACUUGUUGAGAUCUUUAAGUUAUGGAAGAUGUUAUAUUUAACUCUCUGUAUUGUGUUAAAUUUGAGAAUGCGUAUCUAGCAGUUAUCUUCAUAAGAAA